AUGAAUGCCUGUCUAUCAUGGUUGAUUGCGAUAUUGCUUAAGAUCAUCCAAAAUGCAGCUUCUAGACAGGCACCUCCUCAGGGCUUCCGAUAUGUCUCUUACGACGUGAUCAUCCCAAGGAAGCUGUCUCCCAAGUAUGGGCAAGAAGAACCCCAGGAUUUGAGCUACCUCCUGCAGAUUGAAGGGAAUCCCCAUGUGGUAUUCCUCAGGCAAAGAAGGAACUUCAUCCCUAAGGUCUUUCCUGUCUUCACCUAUGACACAGCAGGGAUUCUCCAGGUGGAUCACCCUUUUAUCAAGGACGAUUGUUUCUACCAUGGAUUUAUACAGAGAAAGUCCUCUUCUCGAGUCACCCUCAGCACAUGUUCAGGAGGACUGAGAGGUCUCUUGCAAAUUGAAAAUAAGACCUAUGAAAUUGAACCAGUCCAGCAAUCUUCUACCUUUCAACACGUGGUGUUUCGGUUAGAAGUAGAGGAAGGGGCUGUCCGAAUGCCUUGUGGGGUAGGACAGGAAGAGCAGAGCCAUCAAGAGGACAUAACUCCUGAAACAGAGAAUCUUGCAAACAAAGAUGUUUUGGGAAAAUCCUGGUGGCCACAUACGAGAUAUGUUAAAGUGGCAAUUGUGAUUGAUCAUGAACUAUAUUUGCAGUUUUACAGCAAUGAAUCGUUUAUUACUAUGCGAGUUCUAGAUAUUGUCCACACUGCAAAUUCAUUCUAUGAUUCCCUUUCUGUUCAUUUGUCAAUAGCAGGAUUAGUGAUCUGGUCACAAAACAACUCCAUAAACAUUACCUCUUCAUCAGGUAGCACACUUUCAUUGUUUAAUAAUUGGAGAAGAAACAAUCUUCUUAAAAUUUUAAAAAAUGAUGUUGGUCACUUAUUUGCAUAUAAGUAUUUUGGGUCAAUCGUAGGACUUGCAUAUGUUGGAACUAUAUGUAGUAGUUAUUGGGCAAGUGCUAUCGAAUCCUAUAGAACUCAAAGUUUGUUUAUGAUUUCUGAAAUAUUUGCCCAUGAACUGGGACACAAUCUUGGAAUGAGACAUGAUAGUCAAUUUUGUCAUUGUGGAAAGCUUAAAUGCAUUAUGGCACGAUAUGCAGCACACUCUGAUAAAUUUAGUAACUGCAGUUAUAAGGAUUAUUUCUACCGUAGAAACACUGACUGUUUAUUUGUCCCACCAGACACUGACACAACUUUUACAUUUGAAUACUGUGGUAACAAAAUAGUGGAAAAUGGAGAGCAGUGUGACUGUGGGUCAGAAACACAAUGCAAGUCAGAUCCCUGCUGUCAAGCUAAUUGUAUGUUGCGCCCUGCUGCUCUUUGUGCCUUGGGUCUGUGCUGUGCUAACUGCCAAUAUUGUCCACAAGGAACUGUUUGCAGACAAAAAAUUAGUAGUUGUGAUCUUCCUGAAUAUUGCAAUGGAACUUCAGGACACUGUCCAGAAGAUGUGCAUGUACAAGAUGGUGCCCUGUGCCAUGAUGGCGUGUAUUGCUAUCACGGGAACUGCAUAACUCAUGAUAUGCAGUAUUAA
This is a messenger RNA of Protobothrops mucrosquamatus (brown spotted pit viper), 1521 nucleotides long. RefSeq names its product disintegrin and metalloproteinase domain-containing protein 20-like. The coding region runs from base 1 to 1521 and encodes 506 amino acids. Gene Ontology annotation, biological process: proteolysis; male gonad development. The transcript has 2 exons. Gene Ontology annotation, molecular function: metalloendopeptidase activity. NCBI's taxonomy places the organism in Eukaryota, Metazoa, Chordata, Lepidosauria, Squamata, Viperidae. The record is from RefSeq and is a predicted model, not a curated record. Gene Ontology annotation, cellular component: plasma membrane; external side of plasma membrane; sperm head plasma membrane.